Cucurbita maxima (winter squash) is the source of this 4854-nucleotide messenger RNA. RefSeq names its product putative phospholipid-transporting ATPase 9. Gene Ontology annotation, molecular function: magnesium ion binding; ATPase-coupled intramembrane lipid carrier activity; ATP binding. Gene Ontology annotation, biological process: phospholipid translocation. The record is from RefSeq and is a predicted model, not a curated record. Gene Ontology annotation, cellular component: plasma membrane. Lineage: Eukaryota; Viridiplantae; Streptophyta; Magnoliopsida; Cucurbitales; Cucurbitaceae. The coding region runs from base 507 to 4097 and encodes 1196 amino acids. The transcript is spliced from 13 exons.
GAGACAGACUGAAAAACCCGUUGGCGCGCCGCGGGAGAUUUCCCGCCGUAUGAAAUUCAGCACGCGUUAUUCAUUAACCAGAAGUCCAAGAAAAUUCGUCAUCUCCUUUUUUAGACCGUUGCUUUUGCUCACUGGAUUCUUUGAUUCUCGGUGUCUGUUUAUGUGUGGAUAUUCUUUUGGGAGAACUUUUCAACCAGUUGAUGCAAAUACCUACCGCAAUAGGAUUUUACAAAAUUCUAGUUUUCUCCUUCCGUUAAUCCUUCCCGGGAAACGACCGAAAUUGAAAUUGUCGUGUAGGGGCAGAACUCACGCGUCAGUGUAAUUAAAGCCCUCUUUCGAAGUCAAGAAAAUCCAGAGAUGGAAUCAAAGUCUUCGUUCAUCGAUUCAAGGAGAAACUUGUAUGUUUCUUCAAGUUGGUUUGGUUUGAAGACUUUGGGGAAUUUCAGUUAUUGGUGGUGGCGGUCUGUAUUGGUGCUUGAGUAGAGUUUGUGUUGGCCCUGGAGAAAAUGAGGACUGGGAACCGAAAGAGGAAGCUAAGGCUAAGCAAGAUCUAUUCAUUUGCUUGUGGAAGAACUUCAUUGAAAGAUGAAGAUCAUUCACAAAUUGGAAUGCUCGGGUUCUCCCGGGUGGUUUUCUGUAAUGAUCCUGAUUGUUUGGAGGCUGGAAUGCGUAAUUAUGUUAACAACUCUAUCAGUUCUACAAAGUACACACCUAUCACUUUUGUGCCCAAGUCGCUGUUUGAGCAGUUCAGGAGGGUGGCUAAUUUUUACUUCUUAAUUGCUGGUUUAGUAGCCUUCACUCCUCUUGCUCCUUAUACUGCUGUCAGUGCAAUUGUCCCUCUUAUUGCAGUCAUUAUUGCGACAAUGGUUAAAGAAGGUGUUGAAGAUUGGAGACGAAAAGCACAGGAUAUUGAGGUGAAUAAUAGAAUGGUUAAAGUUCAUCAAGGCAAUGGAGUCUUUGAUAAUACUGAAUGGAAAACUUUGAGGGUUGGAGAUAUAGUGAAGGUUGAAAAGGAUCAAUACUUUCCAGCCGACCUUCUUUUGAUUUCAUCCUGCUAUGAGGAUGGAAUCUGUUAUGUAGAAAUGAUGAACCUUGAUGGGGAAACAAAUCUAAAGGUAAAGCAAGCACUCGAUACAACUGCAUUUGCACGUGAGGAUUCUAACUUUUUUGACUUUAAGGCUACAAUCAAAUGUGAAGACCCAAAUGCAAAUCUUUAUACCUUUGUUGGGAGUAUGGACUUUGAAGAUCAAAAAUAUCCACUUUCUCCACAAAAUCUUCUCCUGAGAGACUCCAAACUCCGAAACACAGAAUAUAUAUAUGGGGCUGUUGUCUUUACUGGCCAUGAUUCAAAGGUUAUUCAAAAUUCUACUGAUCCACCUUCUAAGAGAAGCAAAGUUGAGAAGAAGAUGGAUAAAAUUAUAUAUCUGUUGUUUAGCUGUCUAUUCAUGCUGGCCUUCAUUGGAUCUAUAAUCUUCGGAGUUAUGACUAAAGAUGAUCUUAAAAAUGGGAGGACAAAGAGAUGGUACCUUAGGCCAGAUGAUUCUACUAUUUACUUUGAUCCCAAAAAUGCACCAGCUGCUGCAAUUUUCCACUUUCUGUCAGCACUGAUGUUGUAUAACUACUUUAUCCCUAUAUCCUUGUAUGUGUCUAUAGAAGUUGUCAAAGUUCUUCAGAGUAUCUUUAUCAAUCAAGACAUUCACAUGUAUUAUGAAGAAGCUGACAAACCAGCACAUGCCCGCACCUCCAAUUUGAAUGAGGAACUUGGUCAAGUUGACACUAUACUCUCUGACAAGACCGGAACUUUGACCUGUAACUCAAUGGAGUUUAUCAAGUGUUCUGUGGCUGGAACAGCUUAUGGAAGCGGAGUCACUGAAACUGAGAGAGCUAUGGAAGGCAGAAACGGCAUGCCAAUGCUUUACGGAAAUGGCAAUGGAAACACCUAUAAGCACAAUGAGGAUGCUACAGAUACAACUCCCUCUGUCAAAGGCUUUAAUUUUAAGGACAAUAGGAUUAUGAACGGAAACUGGGUUAAUGAACCUCAUGCAGAUGUCAUCCAGAAGUUCUUCCGCCUCCUUGCCACUUGUCAAACAGCUAUUCCAGAUGUUGAUGAAAACACAGGCAAGGUUUCAUAUGAAGCUGAAUCGCCAGAUGAAGCAGCAUUUGUAAUUGCUGCCAGAGAAAUUGGUUUCGAAUUCUUCCAGAGGACACAGACAAGUAUAUCGAUUCGUGAACUCGAUCCUAGGUCUGGAAGGAAGGUUGAAAGGUCAUAUAAGCUUUUAAAUGUUCUGGAGUUUAAUAGCGCCAGGAAGAGGAUGUCUGUUAUAAUAAGAGAUGAAGAAGGGAAAGUACUAUUACUAUGCAAAGGUGCUGACAGUGUCAUGUUUGAGAGGCUUGCCAAGAAUGCUAGUAAAUUUGAAGAGAAAACGAAGGACCAUAUCAAUGAGUACGCUGAUGCAGGGCUAAGGACCUUGGUACUUGCUUAUCGUGAACUUGAUGAGGAGGAAUACAAAUUAUUUGAUAGGCAAUUCAAUGAAGCUAAGAAUUCAGUUAGUGCAGAGAGGGAUUCAUUGAUUGAUAAAGUAACAGAUCGCAUUGAAAGGGAUUUAAUUCUUCUUGGUUCCACAGCAGUUGAGGACAAGCUUCAAAAUGGAGUCCCUGAAUGCAUAGACAAACUUGCCCAAGCUGGGAUUAAGAUCUGGGUUUUGACUGGGGACAAGAUGGAGACUGCGGUCAAUAUUGGUUUUGCCUGCAGUUUGCUUAGACAAGGAAUGAAACAGAUUAUUAUAUCUCUGGAAACACCAGAAAUUCAGGCCUUAGAAAGGACAGGAGAGAAGGAUAUGAUCAGUAAGGCAUCAAAAGAAAGUGUCAUCCACAAGAUAACUCGGGCAAGGUCUCAGCUCACUGCAUCAAGUGGAAGCGCAGAGGCUUAUGCAUUGAUAAUAGAUGGGAAGUCACUUACUUAUGCUCUAGAGGAUGAUGUGAAGGAUGCAUUCCUUGAGCUCGCAAUUGGGUGUGCAUCUGUUAUUUGCUGUCGCUCAUCACCAAAGCAGAAAGCAAUGGUCACUCGAUUGGUUAAACUUGCAACGGGGAAAACAACAUUAGCAAUUGGUGAUGGCGCAAAUGAUGUUGGAAUGCUUCAGGAAGCAGAUAUUGGCAUUGGAAUUAGUGGUGCCGAAGGAAUGCAGGCUGUCAUGUCGAGUGAUAUUGCAAUUGCUCAGUUCAGAUAUUUGGAGCGUCUACUACUUGUACAUGGACAUUGGUGCUACAGGAAAUUGUCAUCAAUGAUAUGCUACUUUUUCUACAAGAAUUUUACCUUUGGUUUUACGCUUUUCUUAUACGAGGCAUACACUUCAUUCUCUGCACAACCUGCAUAUAACGAUUGGUUUAUGUCACUCUACAAUGUUGUGUUCUCCGCACUGCCAGUUGUGGCUCUUGGGGUGUUUGACCAGGACGUGUCUGCAAGAUAUUGCCUUAAGUUUCCUAUGUUGUACCAGCAAGGUGUUCAGAAUGUCCUCUUCAGCUGGGCCCGGAUACUCAGCUGGAUGUUUAAUGGUUUGUGCAGUGCGUUGAUCAUUUUCUUUUUCUGCACAAAUGGAAUGAAGCAUCAGGCAUUUAACCCCGAUGGGAAAACUGUGGGGAGAGAUAUCCUUGGAACGACAAUGCUGUCAUGUGUUGUUUGGGUCGUCAACUUGCAGAUGGCACUCUCUGUUAGCUACUUCACCUUGUUACAACAUAUUUUCAUCUGGGCUUCAAUCUUUAUCUGGUACCUCUUUUUGAUGAUAUAUGGAGCCUUCCCUGCCAACAUUUCAGGAAAUGCAUAUCGUGUGUUCCUCGAAGCCCUUGCUCCUGCCGGGUCUUAUUGGGUUCUGCUGAUCUUUGUGGUGCUCUCUACUCUCAUUCCAUUCUUUGUGUACUCAGCAUUACAGGUGAAUUUCUUUCCGAUGUACCAUGAAAAAAUACAGUGGAUCAGGCACAAUGGUAAGGGUCAGAUAGACAAUCCUGAGUUUGUCAAUAUGGUCAGGCAAAGCUCGUUGAAACCAGCAACUGUCGGCUUCACUGCUCGUUUGGCAGCCAAAAUAAGAAGAGAUAAUUCAUAGAUCGUUUCUGAAAAACAGCAGGAAAUGAAGAAAGAUUAUGGUCUGAAGUCUUCAAGGAAAGUGGAAAGGCCAUCAUCUCAUGUACAAGGAAUUACUUGAAUUGAUUGAUAGUGUACAGUUGUAGGAUAAAAUUGUUGUUCAGCUCUGCAGGAACCUGAAAUUGAAUUCCCCUUUCCCCAAAAGCUUCCAAAACCAAACUCUCCCUUCUCCUGCAAAUCCUCCAUAACCUUCUCAAUCUCUUCCAUACAACAACUCAAACCCAACCCAUCUCUUUCAUUCUUCAUACAUCUUUCAUUACUAAUUCCUCUAAGCUCAUCUUUAUAACCACUCAUUACUCUCUCUACCAUCUUUACCUCCUUUUGUCUUUGUCUUGGCCUUCUUUUGGCGAACUCUCUUGUCUUUCGAAUGAGCUUCCAUGGAAGCUUGAGUAACAAAAGGAGAGUGAUCUGCAACGCCAGGCACUCACAGCAACAACAUAUGGCAAUGCAGUCGGCUGCUAGCAUGUUUGGAUCUUCCAUGGUUGCGGAAGAGAGGUGGUGGAGAAGAAGAUGAUGAUAAAAAGAAGAAGACAUUGCUUGUUAAGGAAAUAGUUCCCUGUCUUCAAAAUGGAUUCUGUGGUUGGGAAUGCAACAAAAGUAGGAAAGAGGAUCUUUCCUGUAAACUCUUACCUUUUUUCUGUAGCAUCCAUAUGGGUUUGACAGAUGAGAUGGGAAUGUUUAAGUUGAAGGCCAAGGCAAACUAAAUGCCUUUUCUAGAA